This is a messenger RNA of Symbiodinium necroappetens, 1380 nucleotides long. Lineage: Eukaryota; Dinophyceae; Suessiales; Symbiodiniaceae. The record is from the annotation of a GenBank genome assembly.
AUGAUACGGGUCUCUCAAAUCAUGCCAUUUCGGGACAAGGUGGAUCUUGGAGGUUGGAAGACGCAGGAGGAAAAUAGCGUUGGAGAAGAUGUGGAGCCGACCAAAACAUGCACAACCAUUGCCUUGGCUUUUCGUGCUUUACGUGCCUUGCAUGCCUCGCAGCUGCCUGGACUGGAGAGGGUGCACAGGCACCCGAGUCCGGGCGCAGGUGCCAUGCUGCUGCCGCUCCUGCUCUUUGCCAUUUGGCCUGGCACUGAAGGUGCAGCGCUGCGGAGGAUUUUCAGAAACGAAGCGCAGUCGUCGGAGCCUGCUCAGGGCGAGGUCGUCGCCCAUCUCUACGUUGGGCCCUCGAUGCAGCACAAGAUUCUACUCUGGUGCAAGCAGCAGCCGGUGGAGCAAUGGCGGCUCUGCUCUUUGACGGGGCCUCAGCGAUGGAAUGCAACGGUCAGGUCCUUCAAGGACGUGGACUCUGCAGAGGACAUCGUCGAUCUCUGUCAUUCUCUCUACACGUGCUGUGUCUCAGCGUCUGCUGCCAGUGGCGCGUCGAAGCAGCGCCGUAAGCGGUGCGAUGACGAAGAGUCCGAGGUGCUGGUGCUUUCACCUCGGGCCUAUGCGAGUGCCACUGCCAUGUUUGCCCGAUCCCUUGGAUACUUCUGGGCAGAUGCCCUGUAUAUCUUUGGCUGCCGCCUCUGGGGACAUCGUCCACACAUGUGGCGUGAAAGGCUAGGGCAUCACGCCUUGCAAACGUUGGCGAAUUGGAGCUGCUUGGUGAAAGGGCCCGGUCUCGAAGCGCGCCGCUGCACGUUGGCCUUCGCUUACAUGGCCGAGGCUUCAUCUGUUCCCUUGAGACUCUUGGCACUUGCCCGACGAGCCAAAGCGGAAGGUGUGAUCAAGGUCCUGCGAGCUUGUACCCUUUGCGUCUUCGGACUGUCACGGAUACUGAAUGGUGCCUUCUGCAUGUCUCUUCUAGUCGCCUCCAGACGCCAUGUGUCCGACAAAAUGUUGAUGCUGCAGCUAUCGGGAGCUGCUGCAGCCUAUGCUAUGAAUUGGGCUUGGUUCUUGCGCCUGAUCCAGACCAAGUUUGUAGUUGCAGCAGAUUUGGGUGAGCUGUCGCGGCUUGGGUCCAUCAACGAGAAGGCUCGCCUGAAGAAACAGCACGACAAAACCGUGGCUGAGUAUGUGGCUGUGAUGAAGCAGCUGGACGAAGCCCUUCAGGCGAUGGAGGGCAAAGACUGGGCCGAAAAGCAUGGAGUCAAGGAUAAGCUCGAUGCCAUGUACAAGGCGGGUUCUGCAGGCCAUCCGAUCGGACUCAAGCAGGGCCUGAAUCUGGCCGCAGACGCAGCCGCGCACCUCAGGAAGCUGCGCUCGACACUCCCUUGA